AACUGCCGAACCCUAACUCCGUUCAUCCCAUUCCCAUCAUCCCCCUCCAUUCAAAUCCACACCGUACCGUUGCCCCGCCACCCUCCCCGCCUCCGGCGAGCCACCCAAAUGGAUCUCUCCGCCACGCCUACCAGAUCCAAAUCCAAGCCCAGAUCCACUCCGUCGAAGACCAUCGCCGCCUCCGCCGCCGCCCAGAUGGACUUGUCCACCCCGUCCAAGCCCACGACCAGACGGAAGUCCAAAUCUGUGUCCUCGCCGCCGUCGAUUGCCCCGGCGACGCCUUCCACCGUCCGCAGGUCCCGCCGACUCCUAGAGACCCCAACCCGCCGCCUCCUAGAGACCCCAACCAAGGACCUCGUGGAGACCCCGGCGAAGCCAGCGCCUGCGCCCACGCUCAAGCGGAAGCGGGCUGCGCCGUCGCCCAAAACCCCGAUCCAGGCCGAGCCCAAGCGCCAGAGGCGGCUCCCGAAGAAGAAGGCGCAUUACCGGAAGGUGGUGUAUGACGGAGGGGAGUUCGCUGCUGGAGACGAUGUGUACGUCAAGCGGCGGGAGGGGGCGGAGUCGGACGAGGAAGAACCUGAAGAGGAGGAGUGCCGUGUGUGCUUCCACGCCGGUGGUGAGGUGAUGGUGGAGUGUGACGCGUGCCUGGGGGGGUUCCACCUGCGAUGUGUGCGGCCGCCGCUGCGCCGUGUACCGGAGGGGGAUUGGGCGUGCCCGUACUGUGAGGCUGAGCGGGCGGGGAGGGCGAUCGAGAGGCCCAAGCAGCCCGUGGGGAAGAGUAUCAGGAGGACAGCGAAAGAGAAGCUUCUCUCCAGCGAUUUAUGGGCUGCACGCAUUGAGAGUUUAUGGAGGGAACCAGAUGGAACAUUCUGGGCAAAGGUAAGGUGGUAUACUAUUCCUGAAGAGACUGCAGCAGGACGGCAGCCACAUAAUUUACGGAGAGAGCUUUACCGUACCAAUGAUCUUGCAGACAUUGAGAUGGAAACUAUCCUUAGACAUUGUUACGUCAUGAGCCCCAAAGAGUUCAGGGAUGCUAGUAAUGAAGGAGAUGAUGUAUUUUAUUGUGAAUAUGAGUAUGAUGUACAUUGGCAUAACUUUAAGCGUCUGGCAGAUAUUGAUGAUGAACCUGAGACACAAGAAGAUCCCAGUGACGAGCCGUACAAUGCUGGUAAUGAUUAUAAUAGUGAUACCGAUGAAGAUUCAGAAUUUGAGGAAGAGGAUGGACCGGCUAAACGUUGCUCUGCCAGAAAAAAUCAGUCCCAUCAAUUUGCUGCUAAUUCACGGAAAGGGAGGAUAUAUGGCCUACAAAAGAUUGGGAUCCGAAAGAUACCUGAACAUGUUCGGUGUCAUCAAAAGACUGAUCUGGAGAAGGCAAAAGCUACCCUGUUACUCGCUACUCUUCCCAAGUCGUUGCCUUGCAGGGAUAAAGAAAUGGAGGAGAUAUCGACAUUUGUCAAAGAUGCAAUUUGCAAUGACCAAUGUCUAGGACGCUGCCUUUAUAUUCAUGGUGUGCCUGGUACUGGCAAGACUAUGAGUGUACUUGCAGUCAUGAGGAGGCUGAGAUCUGAACUUGAUUCUGGAGCUCUGAGGCCCUAUUGUUUUAUAGAAAUUAAUGGUCUUAAAUUAGCCUCUCCAGAGAAUAUCUACAAGGUUAUAUAUGAACAGUUGAGUGGGCAUAGGGUGGGAUGGAAAAAGGCUCUUCAUUAUUUAACUGAGCACUUUUCAGAUGGCACUAAAAUUGGAAAGCAAACAAGCCAGCCAAUUAUUUUGCUCAUUGAUGAGCUUGAUCUUCUUUUGACAAGAAAUCAGUCGGUGCUGUAUAACGUUCUUGAUUGGCCCACCAAGCCAAAUUCGAACCUAGUCGUUAUAGGCAUAGCAAACACAAUGGAUCUUCCGGAAAAACUAUUGCCUCGUAUUUCAAGUAGGAUGGGUAUUCAACGAUUGUGUUUUGGCCCUUAUAAUUAUCGGCAACUGCAGGAAAUCAUAACAAGCCGUCUUAAGGGUAUUGACGCCUUUGAAGAUCAAGCUAUUGAAUUUGCUUCUAGAAAGGUAGCUGCUAUGUCAGGCGAUGCUAGGCGGGCUUUAGAAAUUUGUAGACGUGCAGCAGAGUUUGCAGACUACCGAAUUAAACAGUUUCAACAGUCUGGACAGGCACCCUCGUCUGCAAAUAGAGGAAAUGGUGUUGUUUGCAUGGGUGAUGUAGAAGACGCUAUUCAGGAAGUCUUCCAGGCACCACAUAUUCAAGUAAUGAAGAAUUGCCCGAAAUUUGGAAAAAUUAUAUUGGCUGCAAUGGUUCAUGAAUUAUACAGAAGUGGCCUAGGCGAAGUAUUAUUUGAUAAGUUGGCAGCAACUGUUCUCUCUUGGUGCCACGUCAAUCGAGAACUAUUGCCUGGAUAUGAUACUCUCCUGAAAAUCUGUUGCAAGCUUGGUGAGAGCAAGAUCGUUCUCUGUGAGGAAGGCACUAAGCAUAAGUUUCAGAAGGUGCAGCUUAACUACCCAAGCGACGAUGUAACCUUUGCCCUCAAGGAGUCCCCAGAUCUUCCUUGGUUGUCCAAGUAUCUCUGAAGCUUCUAAUUCAUUGUCUGCAUACGUCCCAGCAUUGCACCUUGUUCUCUUGGGGGCCCAACAGGUUCUGCACUAUCUGCAAAUCCUGGAAACACGCAUAUUCCAUGGAGCUGAUUCGGAGGGUGCCGCUGCACCAAAUGCAUCUCAGUUGCGAACAGAAGUUAUAUAUAAGCCUGAAGAAAAUUGUAUGUCUGGAAUUAUUUUUUUCACCACAUUUCUGGAACUCGUUUGGUAGUUAUUGUUUUAGUGUUGGACUGAAGUGUCUCAUGUGAGUGGUCCUCCUCUCACUUGUAACUUGAUAAUCUGUAACUAUUUUUUUUGACCGGGUGAUAAUCUGUAACUUUAAACUGUGUAUUUGUUUUGAGAAAAUGACAGAAUCUGAUGGUGCUGAACCCUAUAAGGUUAGGGAUUUCGAUGAA
Messenger RNA from Brachypodium distachyon (stiff brome), 2984 nucleotides. RefSeq names its product origin of replication complex subunit 1. Bases 109 to 2565 code for a protein of 818 amino acids. The record is from RefSeq and is a predicted model, not a curated record. Gene Ontology annotation, molecular function: ATP binding; DNA replication origin binding; chromatin binding. Gene Ontology annotation, biological process: mitotic DNA replication checkpoint signaling; DNA replication initiation. NCBI's taxonomy places the organism in Eukaryota, Viridiplantae, Streptophyta, Magnoliopsida, Poales, Poaceae. The transcript has 17 exons. Gene Ontology annotation, cellular component: nuclear origin of replication recognition complex.